Messenger RNA from Paramecium tetraurelia, 2640 nucleotides. RefSeq lists its product as uncharacterized. Lineage: Eukaryota; Ciliophora; Oligohymenophorea; Peniculida; Parameciidae. The transcript is spliced from 2 exons. The record is from RefSeq and is a predicted model, not a curated record.
AUGGAAGGAUUCAUAAAAGACCUUUUGUUUGAGGAGUUCAGAGAAUUAUCAUUCCUGUUUAGUUCAUUUGUCAAAGAGAUGUAAUUCAAUUUGUCAGAACAGCAAAGCUAAUUAACAAUGACUUAGAAAUAACAAGAAAAAAUAUAUUUGGAGAAUAUUUAGACAUAAAAAUAGUAAUUUUUAGAAAAAAUCACUAAUUUAGAAUUAAUUAUCAAUUCUAGAGACAAGAAAAUAAAUGAAAUAAAGGAGAAUAAUUUAAAGAUUGAAAAAGAUAUCUCAGAAUUGAUUAGUAGGAAUAGUGCGCUCAUAUAAAAAGUUGAAUAAAGAAAUAAAAUAAUAAAUAGAUAUGAUAAAAUGAUAAAGCAAUAAGAUUCUGAAAUAUCAAUUCUACGACAGAAAAUACAGUGCUACGAGAACAAAUUACAUUAAAGUUAUGAAACCAUCUAACAAUUAACUCUUUUACAGAAUAAUAAAUCAUCAAAUAAUCAAUUAAAUCGAUAAUCAACUGGUUAAUUAAAUCGAUAAUCAACACUUUAAUUAAAUCGUCAAUAAACUAUAUAAUUAAUAAGACAAUAAACAAUUUAGACUCAUUCUCCUAUAAUUUUAGAUGGUGAUGAUUAAAAUGAUAGUCCUCUAACUGAUACUUUAAAUGAAAUACAACAAUAGGAAGAAGAAUAACUUAAUUAACUAGAAAUAAAUUUUGAAAGAAUUAUAAAGUAAGCAUAAAAAGAACAAUAAGUUGAAGUAGAUUUGCUUCCAUUUUAUUCAAAGGAAAUAGAAAUUUAGACUGAGUUAACAUUGAUUGAUUCAUAAUUUGAUAUUAUCUCGCAAACCAAUAUCAAUAAUGCUGUGAGAUACACUGAAUUUAUAGAAAAAGUAGGUAGAAAAGGAUCAGAGGAGAGUUUGAUUGAUUAGAUAAUCGACGAAACCUAUGAUUAAUUGGAUGUUGCUUAAAAUCAUAAAAAAAAUAUAGAAAUGAAUAAAUCUCAAUUCUCAAUGAUCAAAUCAGGUUAUUCACAAAAUGGAUAAAAUGCAUAAUAAUAGAAUACAUAAUAAUAAAUCCCUACUCUAACAAGAUGUGACUCAAACAUCAUUAAUAAUUAACCUCCAAUUAAGAAGGAAUCCAAGUCAAAAUAAGUUUUAUCUUUUAUUUCUUUUUUGAAGUCUCGGAUGCAACAGUAGGAAUAAGAGAUACAGUAUUACAAUGAAUAAAUAACUCAAUUCGAAUUAAAUGCCUAAAAUGCAAAUACGCAAAUGGAUGAACUGCAAAAGGAAAAUGAAAGGUUGCAAAUUUAAUUAGCAUAACUGAAUUCUAAAAUUUAAUAAUCUCAAUAAUCUCAUAGUUAAUCCGAUCUUAAAUAGUAGGAUGAUGAUGUACAUUAAUCACAAGAUUCAUUAGUAAUUAAUAGUCAGAAACGUGUAUCGGUGUUAAUCAAACAAGGAACAUUUAAGGAAACAAAAAAGCAGAGAAAGGCUCCUUAAUUAGGUUAGAAAGUUGUAAUUUCUUAUGAUUUUUAAAAAGAUUAAUCCAAAAAGAUAAUCGAAAAGUUAAAAAAUAAAUAAAUGUAGAAGUUCAAUAAUUAUAUGCCUGUCAAAUUAGUUUUAAAAUACAUAACUACAUUAUAUAAUGAAAAGUUGCAGAGUCAGAAGGAGUACAAAUAGAUAAAAGAUUAAGAUAUGGGUUCAUAUAUAUAUAACUAUUAUUUAUAAUAAUUUGGAUUUACUAAAGUAACUGAAUAAAAGUAUUAAGUUUUGCUGUUAUCAGUGAAAAAGAACAUAAAAGUAAUUAGAAUCAAUAUGUUUGCAAGAUUUAUGGGACUAUUGGAAUUGAAUGUUAAUUAUACAGUAGAGGAAUAAUAGAAAUAUUUGGAAGCUUGGGAUUUUAUGAAUACUCAAUAGAAUUUAGGAUAAAGUUUAAAAGAUAAUGAGUCAGAGAUGAAGAUGUAUGUACCUUUUGUAAGGGCUUUGUCAUAUAUUGGGUAAUUAAUAUUCAGUCCAUAAAAUGAUGAAUUAGUAUAAUUAAAGCAUGAGGUAGAGUUAUUGAAAGAAAACGAUCCAAAAAAUAUCAAUAAAUAAGGAAUAAUCGAUUUUGAUUUGAUGAUGAUCAAAGUAUUAUAAGUUUUUAGGAAUACAGUUGAGAAAACAAAGUUGUAUGUAAUUAAUGCAUUUGCAGCGAGUGAUUUAGAUGGGAAUGGGAUGUGCAAUUUGGAUGAAUUUUUAAUUUUAAAUAAAUACAUAGAAGCUGACAAAUAUGAUGAGGAUAAGUGGAUUGAGGUAUUCGAAGAUAAUGCAGAUAUUGUUACAGAAGAGGAGAGGGCAUUGUCUUUUGAAAGAUUUUCAAUUUUGUGCAUGGAAUACAAUUUGUUUAGUGAUCAAGCGUAGAAUAAGUUCCUGUAAAUCAAACAUAAUCAUGAUAGUUAGAUGAAAUUUGAAUAGCUUAGAGAUUCAUGGCCAAAAGAUUUUAUAAAUUUCAAUUAGAAAUUGUAGAAUGCUUAGAUUGAUGAACAUUACAAGGAAUAAUGGUCGAAGAUUUUAGAAGUAUUGAACUAGAAAAUAUUGGAAAAUCCUGAGUAAAAGAAACCUCUUUUAAUUGCUUACAAAAUCUUUCUCAAUGAAAGUAAGGUUAAUAAGGCUUAAUGA